This is a messenger RNA of Cryphonectria parasitica EP155, 1575 nucleotides long. RefSeq lists its product as uncharacterized. The transcript is spliced from 4 exons. Gene Ontology annotation, molecular function: thiosulfate-cyanide sulfurtransferase activity; URM1 activating enzyme activity; adenylyltransferase activity. Gene Ontology annotation, biological process: protein urmylation; tRNA wobble position uridine thiolation. The record is from RefSeq and is a predicted model, not a curated record. Gene Ontology annotation, cellular component: cytosol; cytoplasm. The coding region runs from base 1 to 1575 and encodes 524 amino acids. NCBI's taxonomy places the organism in Eukaryota, Fungi, Ascomycota, Sordariomycetes, Diaporthales, Cryphonectriaceae.
AUGGAGCCAGCUAGGAAAGGCGCGGACCAGCUGCGCGAGCAAAUAUUGAGAGCCGAAAUUGAGCUGAAGGCUCUGAAGGACCAGCUUGCUGAGGUCGAGGCCGGGAACAAAGACGGAGCAGGACAAGGUGGAGCACGAGAAGAAGGAGAGACGGCCGGAACAUCACGUUCUUCCAGAGUUGAAGAUGGAUGUUCAGGAUGGAAGUGGUCUUUGGGUGCAGACGAGUAUGAGCGUUACGGCAGACAACUCAUUCUGCCACAAGUUGGUAUUCAUGGUCAACGCAGAUUGAAGACAUCUAAAGUCCUGAUUAUAGGCGCCGGCGGUCUCGGUUGCCCAGCAGCAGCAUACCUCGCCGGCGCCGGAGUGGGCACGCUGGGGUUCGUGGAUGGGGAUGUGGUCGAGCCUUCAAACCUCCACCGACAAAUUGCGCAUGGCACGUCGAGGGUAGGGAUGUUAAAGGUGGAUAGUCUUGUGCAAUACUGUAGAGAACUCAACCCUCUGCCUAAGUACAUCCCUCACCGAGAGCAUCUCUCGCCAGAAAACGCAGAGGACAUUGUCAGAGGCUACGAUCUCGUGCUUGACUGCACCGACCACCCCACGAGCCGCUACCUCAUCUCCGACAUCUGCAUCCUUUUGCAGAAGCCUCUCGUCUCCGCCUCGGCGCUGCGCACCGACGGCCAACUCAUCUUGCUCAACGCCCCUCCCACGCCUCAGGGCAUCGUUAACCCCCCUGACCAGCCAACUCUCCCUCCUCCCUCUCCCUGCUACAGAUGUGUCUUCCCCAAGCCGCCACCCCCAGGAGCCGUGGUGAGCUGUGGCGAAGGCGGCGUUCUCGGCCCUGUCGUGGGCGUCAUGGGGGUUCUCCAGGCCCUGGAAGCAAUCAAGGUCAUUGCGGCCGGCCUCCACAUCCCACGCAAUCCCUCAUCAUCCACCUCCCCCCCAGAGCUGCCCUCACCCUCUCCUCCGCUACCGCAGCCUACUCUUCUCCUAUUCUCCGGCGCAACGGUAGGUGCUCCAUCCUUCAGGUCUAUGCGUAUGCGGGCCAGAAGGCGGGACUGUUUUGCCUGCGGCGAGGGCAGUCCUGCGAGGCUCACCUUCGAAACGCUCCGCUCCGGAAGCCUGGACUAUGUAGCCUUCUGUGGCGGGAUCUUGGCCCCAGUCGCCGUGCUCGAGGACGAGCAGAGGGUGAGCGCGGCGAAGUACCACGACAUGCUCAAGAGUUCGAGCAAGGGUGAGGACCAUGCACAUGUCCUGCUUGAUGUGAGGGAGCGCGAGCUGUUUGACAUUGCGAGUAUCGAGGGUGCUAUUAAUGUGCCGUACUCGACGAUACAGAGAAUCUCUGGGAAGAGGAAGGGGAACGUGGGUGAUGACGUCCAUCUCGACUGGAUGCCGAAGGGUCUUGCAACGGGGGAUCAGUCUAUCUACGUUGUUUGCAGGGUGGGAAACGACUCGCAGGUGGUGGCGAAGCAGCUGAUCGAUCUCGGGCUAGGGCGGAAUGGACGGUGGAUUGGAGAUAUCAAGGGUGGAAUGCGGGCUUGGAGGGACGAAGUGGACCGCACACUGCCAUUUCUGUAG